Messenger RNA from Mus pahari (shrew mouse), 4249 nucleotides. RefSeq names its product proline and serine rich 2 (gene Proser2). The transcript is spliced from 4 exons. The record is from RefSeq and is a predicted model, not a curated record. The coding region runs from base 823 to 2238 and encodes 471 amino acids. NCBI's taxonomy places the organism in Eukaryota, Metazoa, Chordata, Mammalia, Rodentia, Muridae.
CGUUCCUAGAAGUUAUAUGGACAUGACUUCCUUACUAGGGUCACCUUCAGUAUUUUCUACCUUCCGUAGAACUUGCAGUAUCUUUGGGCCUCAGACACCCGUCAGGCUUAGAGAGAUCACUCAUGCCUCUGACCAUCUUAGCUCUGGUCCCCAAGUGCAGUGACCUGGAGAAGGCUCAGGCAGACAGGCCAGGAAAGCCUAAGGGAGGAUGUACCAGAGCCUAAGAGUGGAAGCCCUCAGGGCAAAGAAGAUGCCAGCCUUACUUUACCAAGUCCCAGCACCAGUGUCUAUUGUAAUGCUUCCGUUCCUUCAUAAAAGUCAUCCAGAUGCGGUGGGUGCCCGUCUCUAAUUCAAGCACUCAGGAGGCAGAGGUAGAUGGAUCUCUGAGUUCAAGGCCAGCCUAGUCUACAUAGCAAGCUAUAGGUCAACCAGGGAUGCACGGUAAAAUCUUCUCUCAAAAAUAUCUAUAUGUUCUUAUGUCAUGCAUGUGUGUGUGUGUGUAUGUGUGCACCUGUGCACACACGUGUGCCUUUUUUUUCCUUAUCGAUUCAUGUAGAUGGACAUACAGACCGAUUCCAUUUCCUGACCAUUGUGACUUGAUCAGUGACUAUCAGCAGUGUUAACCAUCAAUGCAGCAGGUUCUAAGUCCUUCGGGUGUUUGCCUAGAAGUGACCCAACUAAGCCAUUCGGUAGAAAGGACUGUUUUCAGUGUUUUGAGAACCCCACACUGAUUCCCAGGAAGAUCUCCUUCCUUGCCUCAGAAUGGAACCCUGGCUCCUACCCUGUUUUCUGUGAGCUAGCUAGAGACAGCUUUGCGUGGGGAUGCCUGGGAACCAGCAGAAACCAGAGUCUCUGGAGAUGGACUCUGACACGUCGCCCAGCUGCGGGCUCAGUGACUUGAGCAGAGGCGGCAGUCUGGAGAGCCGGUGUAGCAGUUCCCGGUCCAGAAGUUUCACUAUGGAUGACGAGAGCCUGAAGCACCUCACACAUGAGGAAAAGGAUGUUAUCCUGUUCUUUGAAGAGACCCUUGAUUCCCUGGAAUACGACUUUGACGAGCCAGCCCUGUGUGACAGUGGCAUUCACUGCCACUCUCCACAGUCUCUGGAAGAGAGCCCUUCCAGCCACUCUGAGCCCGAAGAUGUCAUCGAUUUAGUACAGCCAGCACCUGCAUCUGGGGAAGCUGAGAGCCUUCCGGAUGUGCCUCAGGUAACAGGGGCCCCAUCUGAUACAAAACAGGGCACUCCUUUUCUUGAAGGUGGGAAACAAGUCGCUGAGAGUUCCCUGCCACCACCAGACUCCAGGGGCCCUGAGGUGUUUCCUCUGCCGCCCUCCCUGCCUGUCCCCGCUCCCUCUGCCCCGCGAAAGGAGCUGAUGUCCCCCUCUCCUCCAGCAGAGCAUCCCAAAUUGCUCCGUUCCGUGCCCACUCCUCUGGUGAUUGCUCAGAAAAUAUCUGAGAAGUUAGCGGGCAAUGAAGCCCUGUUUCCCACAUCCCCAUCAAAGGAAGGCAGGCCAGGGGAAUGGAGGACGCCGACUUCUCCAGCCUCUAGAAACGGGGACCAUGUCGGCGUGUGGCAUCGACACAUGACCCAGCCGGCACCCAAGGUCCAUCGCUUCCCCAGCAACAUAAGCGUGACCAACAGCGCAGGCAAGGACUUCAACAAGACCAUCUCCAAGGCGGCUGUCAAUGUGCAGGAGCGCAAGGCCCAGGUCCUGGCCAACAUCAACGGCAUGUCCUUCAUCGCUGCAGGCGACACAUCAUCAGAAGAGCGGUGGCAGAAGGCGGAGGAGCAGAGGAGUGGCUCUGCGGAUGGAGCACGCACCCUGGGCAGAGCGGGCAUGGCCGGCGAGCCCGGGACGCUGCGUGCAGGAGUCCCGACCAGGGCGCAGCAGUCCCGGGCUGUGCAGACGGAGCAGCCGCCGGCUCUGGCGAACGGCUUCCAGAGCGUGCACGAGGCCCUGCGCAGCGAGCCCAGCUCCUUCGUCCCCACCAGCAAGACCAUCACCUUCCGGCCUGACCCCGCUGUGACCAGCAAGCUGGCGCGUCAGAAUGCCAGUCGCAGCCUGUACGAACCGCGCCCAGACGGCAGCCAGGAUGCCCGCAAGCGCACGGGCUCGCUCCCCCGGGCGGUGGGCUUCCGGCCGCAGGGCAUUACAGUGCAGUUCUCCGGCCGCGGCUCCACCGAGGAAGCUCGGCGCGAGGCUCUGCGCAAACUCGGACUACUGAAGGAGAACUUGUGAGGGCCAUUGGGUGGGACUGCUGGAAUGGCCUGGGUAGAACUUGUAUGUCCACACUGGGGAGAUCAUUUCUGGGUGACACAGUGCUGCUUGUCGGGAAAGAAGUCUCUGUCCCAAUCCCAGUGCAGCGUGGAGUCAAGAGGCCAGCAGGGCAAGGACAACUCCCCCUCCCCCUUGAGCUGUCCUUUUCCGUUUCCAGGGUCCUGGAAUAACGUUAGGACCUCUGGGCCUCCAUAACUGCGACUUGGUCCAGACUCUCUGAUCCUAUUCCACGGGCCGGCGUUGAAAGCCAGUGUAGGUUUCUGAUACUCAGGAUUUCCUCUCCUCUUCGAAAAUAAAAAAAAAAAAAAAAAAGAGAGAGAAAUGCCUGUUAAAUUUUUAUAGUGUCAUUAUACAAUUUGAAGUCUAGUUGUGUGUUUGUUUUUGAAGGAUGGAAGUUGGCACCUUACGGAUGGGGGGUUUGUUUCUUGACAUAAUUUUCUUUGCCCCAUUUUCUUAACUAAAACUCUAAAUGAACCCAUUCGGGUAAGAUUUACUGUAAUUUUGAAUUGUGAAAGUUAAAAAUGAGGUCGAGUUUGGAAAAGGUAAUUUUUAGAAAGCAAGUCUUAUUUGACUCUCUAAAAUCUGCUCCCGGGAUGUGUGUGUGUGUGUGUGUGUGUGUGUGUGUGUGUGUGUGUGAGUCUGACGUGACAUGUAUCUAUGCUAAUGACCAUGUGAGUAUCCGUAGUCUUCAUAUGCACAUUCAUUAUUACUUAAAUAGCUACUUCUGAAGACACCAUUAUCUAACUGCAGGAUAUGAGCGCUUCCUUUUCUCUAACAGAUACCUUGGCACUGUGAUGAGACCCUAAGAAUUCUUCUGCUAAGGCUACACGAGCCUCGAGCACAGUAUGCUCUGUUCCCAAUUAAAGCAAUAUUUCCUGAUUUCAAACAAGCAAGAUAGUUCCUGUUUUUACUUAACAUUUUCUAGAAUUCAAAAGAAAAUUCAAAUCUUUGUCCCCUCACUAGCUCUGUGUUACAAGGUAGCUAGAAAAACAAAAGAAAAGGAUCUGCUAGGUUAUGUUCUAUGAGCAGUGUCUCCGGCUUGAGUUGAAGGAGAACACUGAACUCAGUUGUGCAGCCUAAAGUUUUCUUCCAGAUUUUUUUUACAGAGUUGUGGCCACAGUGUUAUUAUCAAAACCAUUUAUGGCUGGAGUCUCGAACUUCUAAAAAUAGCUAGGAAAGGACUGGCCCGAGAGCCACACCCUUCUGUCCACGAGUCCUUCCAGCACUCACUGUAGCAGAGCCCAUUGGUUCUCCCCAUGAGUGUUACUGAGACUCUGACUUCUAAUGAACUGUUGAAGGACACAUUCCUGGUCCCCACUUAGCUUGUAAGUUACAUACAGGGAAUGAGUAGGUUUUAUUUCUUUGGAGCCAAGGUCUAGCAAUUGGCUCAGCUCUUGUUCUCCCGAAGCCAUCUCAAACAUUUUAAAAUCUUAAUUUAAGGAGGGGCUCAAAACUUUUUUGAGUGCUUUUAAUUUUGCUGUUACUUAUGAUAGAUUUGCUGAGAGGGGCCAGGAGGUCCCUUUUGACAAAGUGAGAUGCCAUACACAGUGUUUUAAUAACUGAAGGUCUCAAUACAGCUGUUACAGAUCCUUUAUAGACGAUUAUUUCUUUUUCUAUGAUCUUAUUGUGAGUAGAAUGAGUUUGACUGUAUAUUAAUAUAUUCUCCUAAUUAUAUCUGGAAAAACAAAAUUUUGUCUUACCUGUAAACUAUUGUAUUAUGUUAUACACGAUAUUUCCUCUUAAAGGGUUAUCUUUUUUCUUUUAUUUAUUCAUAUUUUUCUCUAUUUAAUCUAUAAUGACAUUGACUGUUACUUUAGUUGUUACUUAUGUCCAAAGCCCUAAUUAAAGUCCUCUUUUUGUGAUUGAUGAGGACCCUGCUGUGUGUCUUGUUUGCUGAAAAGCAUUAGUUUCUGAUUAGUUUCUGUUUUGUAGUUAUGUGACAUGUUUUUUUGUUUGUUUGUUUGGUUUUGGU